GCAAUUUGUAGAGUUUUCUCUUCCUAGCUGUAACAUUCUUGUGGAGAAUUGUGAAGGCCUCUUUGUAAAAGAAAUUAAAAUAGAAUGCCUUAUGUUAUACACUGGCUCAUAACAGUCAAAUGAAAAAUUUUGGAAAACAAAUAAUUUGCAGUUUCUUUUUAAUAGCAUAAUUUCUGUAUGCAGCAGAGCAAACGUGGCCUUGUUUAUGCCGAGCUGAUACACAUCUCUGAAUCGCAGCCAAAGACAAUAGGAGCAUGAAAGAACCCUAAUGCAUACAGCUCAUUUCUGGUAUUUUUUAAUUUUAAGGAUUCUCAAGACUUCAGCAAACUGUUUAAAAAGUUACAUUCUCUGACAUGAUGGAGAAACUGAUGAUCUUUCUUAGAAAAAUCACCUCUGAAUCCACAGUGGAGGAACAAGAGUCUCCACUCAGUAGUUCACAGAAUGAUGCAGUGGAUACUUUAGUGGUAUCUCCAUCCAGGAUCAGGGGUGUGACCUCCCCACCAUUCCAUUAUCUGAAUGUUUCACCUGUUGCCCUUUUUUUACUUCAACAUCUAAAUGAUGAGGAAUGGGAUAAAGUUGAGGAUUGCAUGCACAGCUCUAUGACGAGAAGUCAGUUCGCCAGUCUGUGUACAGAUAUUUCAGAAUGGGUGUCAGAAGCUGCCAAAAGAAUUACCUUGCCAGCACUUGCUCUAGUACUGGAUGUCACCAUCACUGACAGCAGACCUUCCUCCCCCAUACCAAGUUCUGAAGAGUCUUCUUUGAAAUCAGCAGCCCAGACUACAUCGGAACUCUUAAAUGAGGAGUUAGUGGAAAAAGACACAGAGAGCAAAGCCAUCCCAGAACCCCUCCAAACUGUUGACAUUUCCAAAGCCACCCCAAGUCAGACUUCUUCAAUCAGCCUAACCAAAGAUUUAACCUCCCAAAAGUCUUCCUUCUGCUCUCUGACCUCGCCUUUGAAUGUUGUCUCAGCAGCAUAUGAAAUUGUAGAGUCUUUUAUGGAUGAACUGCAGAGCUAUCCAGAACCAGUCUUAUCUUCCCAUAGCAGAUCACAACUUGGAUCUGACAUUUUCCUCACUGAAAGUGGGACUGCUGGCAGAGAUGUGAUACAGUCUACGAGUAUUGCAUCAUCUAGUGGUUUAAAUGAAUUGAAUUUAACUGAAGCUCCUUGUCACCAAUUUUCCAAAAUGAUUUCACAUGACAGCAAGGCUGACUACAGAGCUCCAUUUUCUGCUGUUAGCUUUCCAUCGGAAAUUUUUGUCAAGCUCUCUGACAAGGAAUUCCAGAAAACAGCAAGACGAGCAGUGAGUGAAGUUCUCAGAUCAUCUAAGGUUGUUCAAAGUCAGAUAUCUGUUCCUUUAUUAACAGAGGACAUAGCUGGUGCAACAAGUGCUUCUGUUUCCUUAAAUAUUGAUGCAGUUGUUGAUUCUGCAGCAUCUGACAUUGUUGAAGUACUUGUUGAAGACCUUCAUGACUUAUCAGAAUCAGUUCGCUCAUUCACUCCACAAAGCAGCACCCUUUCUGAAUCUACAACUAUACUCAGGUUGCCUGCAUUAAGUGUGUUUAAAAGCUUGCAGAGAAAACUAAGAGACAUGUUCACCCUCCAUCCGUUGUCCUUUCCAAAAACCUCUCCUUCCCAAGUUCCCACUUCUGUGGAGUCUUGCAGUGCAGGAACAAGCAUUGACAGCUUUGAUUUGGAGGCAGACACUGCAAUUACAGGGACUGAACGCAUGGCUACAAAUAUUGUGGAUGUGAUCCUGAGUAGAAUUAGUCAAGAUGCAGAGCAGAUGGCAGAUUCCAAAUCACCUGAAGAGAGAAAGUUGGAGAUGCUUCUCUCUACAGAAACCAUACACCUUCUGUCAUCUGAGCUUGUUGACAAGGUGUAUCACCUCAUUAUGGAGGACAGCAGUGCCCUUCCUGUUUUGAGAAUAGCAGUCCACAGGAUCAAGUCUGACUCGGCACUUUUAAAGCCAGGAGGUAGUGGAAGGUUGGAGCUAGCAAGAGAAGCUUUCUCAGAACUAGUUUAUGCCUUCACAGAGAAGUGCUUGAAACAGCUCUUGGAAGAAUGCCUUCGUCUUCUUCCACAUGACUUAGCUAAAUGUGAAGAAGAUGUAGUUUCAGCCAGUGCAUCUGAAACUGAGGUUGCAUCCACAAGAAGUACAGAGAGAUGGAAUUUUGGACAAAGUUUGAUAUUCAGAACACUGAGGAGUAAGAAGAGCAAAGCGCAACCUUGUUCAGCAACUGAGGACUCCUGAUGAAAGUGCUAAAAGUAAGCAAGUUCUCUUCUCUAUUGCAGCAGUUCAAGGUACUGAACUUCCCUUGACCCACUCAAGUGAGAAGGAUCCACCAUCACCUUUACUACAGAAAAGGCAAUUUAAUCUUUACAAGUGCUGUAUCAACCAUCCAAAAUUCAAGGAACUCCAGAAUGCAUAUUUACAGAAGAGGACAAUAACAAAUAAACAAAAUGCA
Molecule: messenger RNA, 2466 nt
Organism: Scleropages formosus (Asian bonytongue)
Lineage: Eukaryota; Metazoa; Chordata; Actinopteri; Osteoglossiformes; Osteoglossidae
Exons: 9
Coding region: 354-2252 (632 amino acids)
Source: RefSeq, a predicted model, not a curated record